AUGCUUCAUUUUCAUUGAAUCUUGGUAUCUACCUCUGAGUCACUGACUGUACAUUAAGUGGAAUGACUACACAUGACAUCAAACUUUGGUGUGCAGUACUGCAUCUGUAACAGUGAAGGAAAGGAAAAGAAUGCAAUGACUCAACUCUAGAUACUAGAUAGUGAGUGAGUGAAGCUAAAGCUACAAAAAACAACCAAACAAAACACUCAAUUCUCUUCUCUUCUCUUCUGGGUUUUUGCUUUUUCCUCAUUCUCUCAUUCUCAAACACCACAAAAAAAUGGGCCUUGUUUCCCAGGAUGCCCUCAACCAACUCCAAGCUCUCAUGGAUCAAGUGCUACUUGAGGAGGAGCCACUGCAGAGAACGUUUCAGAAUGUUCAUCAAGGAUGUGUCACCGAAACCUUAACACGGUUUCUAAAAGCAAGGGAGUGGAAUGCUACCAAGGCCCAUAAAAUGAUAGUCGAUUGUUUGAAGUGGAGAGUGCAAAAUGAGAUUGACAACAUAUUAUCUAAACCAAUAAUCCCUACUGAUUUAUACAGAGGCAUUCGCGAUUCACAACUUAUAGGAUUGUCAGGGUACUCCAGAGAGGGUCUGCCAGUCUUUGCAAUUGGUGUUGGGCUUAGCACGUUUGACAAAGCAUCUGUCCAUUAUUAUGUGCAGUCUCACAUUCAAAUUAAUGAAUAUCGUGAUCGUGUAAUCUUGCCUUCGGCAUCAAAGAAGCAUGAGCGGCCUAUUACCACAUGUGUAAAGAUUUUGGAUAUGACGGGUCUGAAGUUGUCGGCCCUGAAUCAGAUAAAGUUGUUAACAAUAAUAUCAUCCAUUGAUGAUCUGAACUACCCUGAGAAAACAAAUACUUAUUACAUUGUAAAUGCCCCAUACAUAUUUUCAGCUUGUUGGAAGGUUGUGAAGCCACUUUUACAAGAGAGGACAAGAAGAAAAGUGCAAGUCUUGCAAGGUUGUGGGCGAGAUGAGCUGUUGAAGAUCAUGGAUUACGCGUCUCUGCCGCAUUUCUGUAGAAGAGAAGGCUCUGGAUCAUCAAGACAUUCAGGGAAUGGAAAUGAAAAUUGUUAUUCCUUGGAUCAUCCUUUCCAUCAGCAGCUCUACAACUACAUCAAGGAGAAAUCCAGAAUCCAUGAAGCUGUUGAACCCAUCAAGCAGGGAUCAUUCCAUGUAGAUUUUCCCGAACCUCCUGCAGAGAAAGCAGAGAUUGUCAAGACAUUAGAGUCUGAGCUACACAAGUUUAAGAUCAGCAAUGUGAAUGGUGAUUGAAGAUUGAUACUGUUGCCAAUGGUGUCUUGGCCAUGUUGGUCUUUUACCUCUCCUACUAACCAUUUGAACCAAACUAAUGUUGUAACAAUGGUUCUUCCUCCACACUAUUACAAUUUACGAGGAUUCCGCAGUACUAGUUAGGGAGUAGUCAAAAUAAAGCGGAUCCUAGCUUUGCAUUAUGCCAUAAUGCAAAGUGAGAAAUGUCAACUAUGAUGAUAAUUACCAUCAUGUUUCUUCUAAGCUUGAUAUUUGCACAUAUAUAUUUUUUUUAUCUUCA
Messenger RNA from Glycine soja, 1544 nucleotides. RefSeq names its product phosphatidylinositol/phosphatidylcholine transfer protein SFH9-like. The coding region runs from base 278 to 1267 and encodes 329 amino acids. Lineage: Eukaryota; Viridiplantae; Streptophyta; Magnoliopsida; Fabales; Fabaceae. The record is from RefSeq and is a predicted model, not a curated record. The transcript has 11 exons.